Molecule: messenger RNA, 802 nt
Organism: Topomyia yanbarensis
Lineage: Eukaryota; Metazoa; Arthropoda; Insecta; Diptera; Culicidae
Exons: 3
Coding region: 2-577 (191 amino acids)
Source: RefSeq, a predicted model, not a curated record
AAUGCACUCAGCAUUCCGGAGAUUCACCUGUUUUGUAGCAACAAUUUUCGCUGUACUUAUUGCAAGCGGUAACAGUGCGCGAACUAAAGUUUUAGUAGUUGAAAAACUGGCCACUUGCAGUGCUCCCAACUCCGAUAAAUAUGUUAUCAGGCUUCCAAAUCCUCUCAACUUUACAUCCGUGAACAACAAACUUCAAAUUUAUGGAAACCUAACCGUCAUGGAAGUUAUCCAAGAACCACUUGAGGUCGUUUUCGUCACCAACCGAUGCUCUCUGGAUAUGAAAACGUGCGAACCUUUCAACAAGAGAACACUGCCGCGCAUUUGUUCCUACAUCAAUGAGGAGAAAGGAAGUUGGGCCACAUUUUUCCGAAGCUUCGAGCCGGAUGUGCGAUGUCCGAUUAAACCGAAUGUGUAUACAUUUGGGAACAUAUCCGUCGAUUUGACGUUUGCUACGAUUUUCGCCCUUGAUGGGUACCGCUGGCAGGCUUAUUUGAAACUGUUUUCGAGUGGAAAACAGAAACGAGAGUUAUUAUGUGUUUCGGUCCAAUUUUGGAUGAAAUGGGUUAAACGAGCGUAGGUGGAGGCAAUGUGAAAUAGAAGGUUGUAAAAUGUAUGAAAUAUAUUGGUCCAACAUCUUUGGUAAGAUAUCAGACACACAAUGAGUGAGCUCAGAUCCUAUAGUAGACCUUUCUUGUAAAAAGCCCAGUGUCUUACAACCCUUUCGCAAGAAAAUUCUUUAAGAGUGACAGCAAAAAGCUGCGCUUGAGCUGGAAUUAACAUUAGGCUGCGAGAUGCCAGAAAC